GGAAAUAUUAGUUUUUAUAUCAAAGAAAAUGACUAAAAAACUAAAAAUAUAUUAUUUUCUACUCUUCUAAUCCAAACUUGUUCUUUCUCAACAACUUCAGAUAAGCUAUUUUAAUUGUCAAACUGCUAAAACACAUUACAAAGUCUAUGGUUAUAAUUGACUAUCGAUAUAUAUGUCCAUAUCAUCCAAACUCUUUCACUGGUUCUUGCUGCGUAAUUGAGUGGGCGUCCAUUUUCAUUUUAAUUUUAUGAAAUUUAAAAUUACUCAAACUGGAUAAAAAAAUUUGCCAGAUUUCCUCAAAUGUCUAGUAAUUGCCUAGCUGAUCGAUGUUAUCAGAUGAUCAUCGAUAUUUAAUAUUUACAAAAAGUUUGACAAACCCAUCUUGGGAAGCUACCAAAUUAACCUAAAAAACUUUUGGAAGUUGAUUUAUUUGAUGGUGACAAAUGUGAACCAGGAGUAUUCAUCACUUCAUGGUAAGGUCGGGCAAUUGCUAUAACUUUUCUGGCAGGUUAAGAGGAAAUUUUCCUGGUAAUUAAAUACGAAAGACCAAGUAGGAAUGACAAGGAAAUUCGACUUUGUAAUUUGUGGAUACUCGGACACUCUUACUGCUCAAGUAAAGAACUCAUUUGACAUGUUAUUGCCCAGCAACCAUCAGCAGUGACAUGAGGUGACAGAGAUAGGAAAGUGCAAUGUGGAUAACAAAAUUAUAUAAGGGUGCCAUUCGGGCCUUGUUCAAAGCCCCUUGAAUUGAAAAGCUUUCUCUUUACAACAAAAUUGGAGUUUCAAGUCAGCCCCAAGAAAGUAAAAGAGAAAAAGGUGAAGAAGAGUGCAAUGAGUUUAGUACUCUAGUGGAGAGAAAUGGCAGAGAUUGCAGUGAACUUGGUACUGGAGAAGCUUGCAGCUUUCUUUGAAAAGGAGAUGCAGAUGCUGAGAGGGGGUCGGGAAGAUGUUGCAUAUGUAAGGGGAGAAAUGGAGCGCAUUAAGGCCUUUUUGAGGAUGGCAGAUGCAUUGGAGGAUACGGAUGAUGAGGUGAAGAUAUGGGUUAAGCAAUUAAGAGAUGUGGCUCAUGACAUGGAGGACAUUCUCGACGAAUACAUGCUUCUCCUUACACAUAAUCAUGGAGAGGGUCUCUCUGGUUUUCUUCACAAGAUGUCUUGCUGUGUUAGGAACAUGAAAGCUCGUUAUCGAAUUGCUUCAGACAUAAAAGGCAUCAACUCGAGAAUAAGAGACAUUUGCAAAGGACACCGUCGACUUCGUCAGAAAUUCUGUUCCGAUGAAGGGUCAAGCUCCAAUGGUGUAGGAAACACAUGGCAGGACCGCCGAGGGGAUGCCCUUCUUUUGGAUAAAAUUGAUGUAGUUGGCAUUGAUGAGAGCAAAAAGAAGCUUAUCGGAUGGCUGGUGGAUGGUGGCACAGAUCGAAAGGUCAUUUCACUAACAGGGAUGGGAGGGUUGGGGAAAACGACCUUGGCAAAGCAAAUCUAUGAUGAUGCAGAAGUGAAGAAACAUUUCCCCAUACAUGCUUGGAUCACGGUUUCCCAAUCUUUCAAGUUGGAGUGUCUCCUUAAAGACAUGGUUCAACAACUCUCCAGAGUAAUUAGUAAACCAGUCCCUGAAGGAGUGGAUAGUAUGAGCAGCUGUCAGCUCAAAACCUUAAUUAAAAACUGGCUGCGGAAGAGAAGGUACCUAAUUAUUUUGGAUGAUGUAUGGCGCAUUAACGAGUGGGAUGCUAUCAAAUUUGCCUUGCCUUCUAAUAAUUGUGGCAGUCGAGUGAUGCUUACCACACGAAAUGCUGACUUAGCCUUAUCCUGCCGCAUAGAAUCUGAAGGUGAAGUGUACAAUUUGAAGCCUUUGCCUCCUAAAGAGUCCUGGACGUUAUUUUGUAGGAAAACUUUCGGUGGAAACUAUUGCCCUCCCCAUUUAGAGGAAAUUUGCAAGCAAAUCUUGAAGAAGUGUGAGGGACUGCCUCUUGCAAUUGUUGCAAUCAGUGGUGUUUUGGCUGCAAAAAACAAGCAAAGAAUAGAUGAAUGGGAAAUGGUUGGUCGUUGUCUUGGUGCUGAAAUUGAUGGCAAUGAUAAGCUUAUGAAUUUGAAGAAAGUACUGUCGCUCAGUUUCAAUGAUUUGCCAUACUAUCUAAAAUCAUGUUUCUUGUACUUGAGCAUCUUUCCGGAGGAUCGUCCGAUUGACCUUACGAAACUGAUACGGCUGUGGACAGCAGAGGGGUUUGUUGAAGUGAAACAAGGAAAGACACAAGAAGAAGUAGCAGAGGGUUUCUUUAAUGAGCUCCUAAACAGAAGCUUGAUCCAAGUAGCAGGGACAACCAGUGAUGGUAGGGUCAAGUCAUGCCGCAUUCAUGACCUUCUGCGAGAGAUCAUCAUAUUGAAGUCUAGAGAACAGAACUUUGCUGUCAUAGCAAAAGAACAAAAUGCAAUGUGGCCCGACAAAGUUCGACGCCUGUCAAUUCACAAUACACUGCAAAAUCUACCACAAAACAGGUUUGUUUCUCAACUGCGUUCUCUCUUCAUGUUUGGGGUAGAAGACAAUCCAUGCUUGCAUAAAUUGUUUCCUGGAGGCUUUAGGCUACUUGCAGUGCUUGAUUUGCAAGCUGCACCUCUAACAAAGUUUCCAAUUGAUGUUGUCAACAUGUAUUAUUUAAAGUAUUUGAGCUUAAGGGGAACCAAGGUGACAGUUGUUCCAAGGUUUAUAGGGAAGCUUCAGAGCCUUGAAACCUUAGAUCUUAAACAUUCCGACGUUACGGAAUUGCCAGUUGAGGUCCUACAGCUCCAACGCCUUCGCCAUCUUCUAGUCUACCGGUACGAGUUUGAGUCUUAUGAUUACUUCCACUCAAAAUAUGGGUUUAAAGCUCUAGAGAAAAUAGGAGACUUGCAAUCCCUUCAAAAGCUGUGUUUUGUAGAGGUAGACCUAGAAAAUGGCAUAUUGGUAGAGUUGGGGAGACUCGCUCAGUUGAGGAGACUAGGCAUUACAAAGUUGAGGAGGGAAGAUGGGAAGAAAUUGUGCUUGUCUAUCGAAAAGCUGACGCAUCUUCGUGCUUUAUCUGUUAUAUCAAUAGAAGAAGAUGAGAUCAUCGAUAUUCAACACCUUAUUUCUCCUCCUCCAUUGCUUCAGCGGCUGUACUUGAGAGGCAGAUUGGAGACCAUGCCACAUUGGAUCCGUUAUCUUCAUAGCCUGGAGAAAUUAUACCUAAAAUGGAGCGGCUUAAUGGAAGAUCCAUUCGCAUCUCUUCAAAAUCUUCCGAAUCUUGUUCAUCUUGAAUUAGUACAGGUUUAUGAAGGAGACACACUCUGCUUCAAGGCUGGAGGAUUUAAAAAGCUGAAGCGUCUCGGUCUUGAUAACUUUGACGAACUCAAAUGGGUGCAGAUCCAGGAGGGGGCAAUGCCUUGUCUAGAAAAGCUAAGCAUUCAGCGAUGUAAAUCCAUGGAGAAGGUACCCCUGGGUAUUGAACAUAUGACAAAGCUGAAUGUGCUUGAAUUUUUUGACAUGCCUCAUGAAUUAAUCAGGUCCCUUCGCCAGGAUGAACACGGUGAAGAUUACUGGAGAGUUGCUCACAUCCCUGAGGUAUACUCUACUUACUGGAGGGAUGGAGCUUGGGAGGUCUAUUCCCUGGAGAGUUUUAUUGAAGGAGAGAGCUCUCCUUGCCCCAACACUGUCAUAAGUAGCCAGGAUCUUCAGGCACGUUGGAAAUGAAACCUCUCUUUGCACCAUUGAUUUUGUAUAUAGUUAGCACUAAAUUAAAUGUUCAUUGUAUAUUAUUGCAUUUGUGAAUCAUUGUAAAAAUAGUCACUUUUAGCUCUAACUUGCAUAAAUAUGUGUAAAGAAAUGAAUAUAGCUGUAAAAGUACUUUCUUUGUGAAAAAAAUAAAACAAAGAAAAAGACACUGUAAGGAUGUGACUGUAUGUAAUAGCAAGUCAGUUUUAACUUCGAGCCUUUGAUGCAUGGUUCUUCUUAGUCUUAAGCUUUUUGCUUUGGUGGGUGAAUGUGUGUUUGUCUCUUUUUU
Molecule: messenger RNA, 4012 nt
Organism: Durio zibethinus
Lineage: Eukaryota; Viridiplantae; Streptophyta; Magnoliopsida; Malvales; Malvaceae
Product: disease resistance protein RPM1-like
Biological process (GO): defense response to other organism
Molecular function (GO): ADP binding
Source: RefSeq, a predicted model, not a curated record